GUCUGUAUGCGCGUGCCUGUCUUGGAGGGUAACGGGGUGUGUGCCGCCUCCUCACUUCCGGGAUGACCUCUGUGACCCCCCCACAGAGAAGCAGGAACUGGCUGCAGAAAUGGGUUCGGGGUCUUUUGGACCCGCCCGACUGUUGGUAACACGAGUUCUGACAUUUAGCAGCUGACUCGGAACGUCUGACCCGGACUUGGUCCGCGGAGCGAUCCGCAGCGACUCCGCCUCACCGCCAGAGCCAUCUGUUCUCCCUCCGCCGCAGCAGCUAGUCCCGCCCGUCUUCCCCGCUGCGCCUCCAGUCCCAGGCCUGCAGCGACCCCAGGGCGCUCCCGGUUCAUCCCGGGACACACACCGGCUCCCGCUAGAUACCCAGACACCGGGGACGCCGGAACAAGCCGGGUUCGGUCCGUUUACGGUAUGUCUCUGCUCAGCGUUUGGCCUCAUCGGCGGACUGCAGCUCGGGUCUGAGGGGAGACGGCAGGAUGGGGAACGAGGACGGCCUUGAAGACGUGUUUGUCGCCAUCAUCCGUCCAAAGAACCACAUCAGCCUGAGCUCCAAGGAGUACAAGGCCAAAGCCUAUGAGAUCCUGUUGAGAGAAGUUCCUGCAGAGGGGAAGGAGAAGAAGAGAAAGAAAGUCCUCCUGGCCACAAAGAUCCCAUCAGGAGACAAGUCCAAGUCCAUCCUGGACUAUGUGGACGAGACGAUGAGACCCGUGUCCGGCCCCCAGGGCUCUGCAGGGAAGCGGGUGGUCCACAUGAAGACGGUCCCAGCUGAAGGCGGCGCCGAAGCCGCCUCGCUGUUCGUGGUGCCGGUCGGAGUUAAAGAUAGCAGCAAGCCCGUCCAGAGUCCGGGAAGCCCCAGCUUCUACUGCCUCCAGGACAUCAUGCGGGUCUGCAGUGACACCAGCCCCCACCUCUGCCCCACCACCUCCAGGAUGCUCCUGGCCUUAGACAAAUGGUUAGCAGAACAACACGCCGUCCCCCACGCCAUCCCCGCUCUGUUCCGGCCGGCGCCGGUGGAGCGCGUGAAGACCAACGUCAGCAACCCCGCCUACGGCGGCGACGGCGGGCGGAGCCAGGAGGACCUGCACAUGGGCUACACGGCGCUGGAGAUCAAGAGCAAGAUGAUGUCCCUGGAGAAGGCCGACAUCUGCGUCCUGAACCCACUGUUCGGCUCAGAUCUGCAGUACACCAACCGGGUGGACAAAGUCAUCAUCAACCCGUACUUUGGGCUCGGCGCUCCAGAUUACUCCAAGAUCCAGAUCCCCAAGAGGGAGAAGUGGCAGCACGGCCCCAACUGUCUGGCAGAAGACAAGAAGCACCAGUGGGUGGACGACUUCCCUCUGCACCGCAGCGCCUGUCAGGGGGACACGGAGCUGCUGUCCAAGCUGCUGGACGGCGGUUUCUCCGUCAAGCAGCUGGACAGCGACCACUGGGCUCCCAUCCACUACUCCUGCUGGCACGGGAAGGUGGAGGCAACCAAGCUGCUGCUGGAGAAAGGCAACUGCAACCCCAACCUGCUGAACGGCCAGCUCAGCUCCCCCCUGCACUUCGCCGCCAGAGGAGGCCACGCCCAGAUCGUGCAGCUCCUGCUGCAGCACCCCGAAAUCGACCGGCACAUAGAGGACCAGCAGAAGAGAUCCCCCCUCCAGGUGUGUGAGGAGAACAAGCAGAACGAGUGGGAGCAGACCAAGGAGCUCCUGCAGCAGGCCGCCAGCAGGCCGUACGAGAAGGUCCGCAUCUACCGCAUGGACGACUCCUACCGCUCCGUGGAGCUGAGACACGGCAACAACACCACGGUGCAGCAGAUCAUGGAGGGCAUGCGGCUGUCCCAGGACACGCAGCAGUACUUCACCAUCUGGAUCUGCUCCGAGAACCUCCACCUGCAGUUGAAGCCGUACCACAAGCCGCUGCAGCACCUCCGCAUCUGGACCGAGAUCGUGACGGACUUGACCGUUCUGGACCCUCAAAGGGAGACGCCGCAGCUGUUCCUGCGCCGGGACGUCCGGUUGCCUCUGGAAACGGAGAAGAAGAUCGAGGACCCUCUGGCCAUCCUGAUCCUGUUCGACGAGGCGCGCCACUUCCUCCUGAAGGGCUUCUUUCCGGCGCCGGACAGUAAGCUGAUCACGCUGGCCAGCCUCCUUCUGCAGAUCAUCUAUGGCAGCUAUGAGAGCAAGAAGCACAAGCAAGGCUUCCUGAACGAGGAGAACCUGAAGUCCAUCGUUCCCAUCUCCAAAGUGAAGAGCAAAGCUCACCACUGGACCAGCCGGAUUCUUCACGACUACAAGGCUCUGAGCACCAGUGAAGGAGUCAGUAAGGAGAUGCACCACCUGCAGAGACUCUUCCUGCAGAACUGCUGGGACAUCCCCACCUACGGCGCCGCCUUCUUCACCGGCCAGGUCUACACCAAGGCCAGCGCCAGCAACCACAAGGUCAUCCGCGUCUACGUCGGCGUCAACACCAAGGGGCUGCACCUCAUGAACAUGGAGACCAAGGUCCUCCUCAUCAGUCUGGAGUUUGGGACGUUCAUGUGGCAGCUGGGACACGCCGACCAGUACUUUCAGAUCCACAGCGGGGACAACAAGAUGAACAUCAUCGUCCACACCAAGCAGGCCGGCCUGAUCGUCAAGCUGCUGAUGAAGCUGAGCGGACACGGGACUCCCAACGACAAGGGAGCGGCGGACAAGUACGCGUACGGCUGAGAGCGGCUCAGCCAAAGACCUGCAGGUUCCAUCUGGAGGUUCCUCUGCAGGUUCCUCUGGAGGUUCCUCUGCUGGUUCCUCUGGAGGUUCCUCUGCUGGUUCCUCUGCAGGUUCCUCUGCUGGUUCCUCUGCAGGUUCCUCUGGAGGUUCCUCUGCUGGUUCCUCUGCUGGUUCCAUCUGGAGGUUCCAUCACGAGGUUCCUCUGGAGGUUCCUCUGCUGGUUCCUCUGCAGGUUCCUCUGGAGGUUCCAUCUGGAGGUUCCUCUGGAGGUUCUUCUGGAGGUUCCUCUGCAGGUUCCUCUGCUGGUUACUCUGCAGGUUCCUCUGGAGGUUCCUCUGCAGGUUCCUCUGGAGGUUCCAUCUGGAGGUUCCUCUGGAGGUUCCUCUGCUGGUUCCAUCUGGAGGUUCCUCUGGAGGUUCCAUCUGGAGGUUCCUCUGCAGGUUCCUCUGGAGGUUCCUCUGCAGGUUCCUCUGGAGGUUCCAUCUGGAGGUUCCUCUGGAGGUUCUUCUGGAGGUUCCUCUGCAGGUUCCUCUGGAGGUUCCUCUGCUGGUUCCUCUGCAGGUUCCUCUGGAGGUUCCAUCUGGAGGUUCCUCUGGAGGUUCUUCUGGAGGUUCCUCUGCAGGUUCCUCUGCUGGUUACUCUGCAGGUUCCUCUGGAGGUUCCUCUGCAGGUUCCUCUGGAGGUUCCAUCUGGAGGUUCCAUCUGGAGGUUCCUCUGGAGGUUCCAUCUGGAGGUUCCUCUGCUGGUUCCAUCUGGAGGUUCCUCUGGAGGUUCUUCUGGAGGUUCCUCUGCUGGUUCCAUUUCCAGGUUCCUCUGCUGGUUCCUCUGCAGGUUCCUCUGCAGGUUCCUCUGCUGGUUCCUCUGCAGGUUCCUCUGGAGGUUCCUCUGCUGGUUCCAUCUGGAGGUUCCUCUGGAGGUUCUUCUGGAGGUUCCUCUGCUGGUUCCAUCUGGAGGUUCCUCUGGAGGUUCCAUCUGGAGGUUCCUCUGCUGGUUCCAUCUGGAGGUUCCUCUGGAGGUUCUUCUGGAGGUUCCUCUGCUGGUUCCAUCUGGAGGUUCCUCUGGAGGUUCUUCUGGAGGUUCCUCUGCUGGUUCCAUCUGGAGGUUCCUCUGGAGGUUCCUCUGCUUCCUGCGGUCUCACAGACCUGAAACCUACCUUUUGGGGAUCCGUUGUGAUGUUUUUGUAAAUACUGACAUUAUUUAAUACUCGUUCUAAUAAACGGAUGUCUAAACGCA
Oryzias latipes (Japanese medaka) is the source of this 3938-nucleotide messenger RNA. The record is from RefSeq and is a predicted model, not a curated record. Lineage: Eukaryota; Metazoa; Chordata; Actinopteri; Beloniformes; Adrianichthyidae.